Molecule: messenger RNA, 1364 nt
Organism: Oryza sativa Japonica Group (Japanese rice)
Lineage: Eukaryota; Viridiplantae; Streptophyta; Magnoliopsida; Poales; Poaceae
Product: enoyl-CoA delta isomerase 2, peroxisomal
Source: RefSeq, a predicted model, not a curated record
AUUAGUAACAAAGAUAAAGCAAACUGAAACCCAAUAUAUUCUGACGGCGAAGUACGUUACUAAGCAAAAAUACGUUACAGAAUCAUAAACAUGUCUUCUUUCUGUACGUGGACGGAGCAGGAUGGCGUCUACCGCCUCACGCUCGCCGGCGACGACGACCACCACUACCUCACCGGAGAGACAGUCGACGAGCUCACCCGCACGCUCGCCGCCAUCCGCGAGCGCGCCAUGGAUCAGAAGCCGCCCGCCGGCGCCGCUGCCCGCGCCCUCAUCACCGCCUCCUCCGCGGGCUCCUUCUGCGACGGCGUCGACUACGAGCGGGCGAGCCCAAGGGAGAAGCAAGCCGCCGCCGACGGGAUGGUCGCCGUGAUCCGGGAGCUCCUGGCGAUGCCGAUGCUGACGGUGUGCGCGGCGACGGGCGGCGCGCGCUCGCUGGGCCUGGUGCUGGCGCUGGCGCACGACGACGUCGUGGUGGUGAGCGGGGGGCGGUACCACCUCGGGAUGGUCGAGAGGGGCGUCGUCGUGCCGCCGCACGUCGGCGCGCUGCUCCGGCAGAAGACGGACCGCUGGUACACGCUCGGGGCGCGGGUGAUGGCCCCGAGGCACGACCAGGGCAGCUACCUCAAGCAAUGGAAGGUCGUGGACGGCGUGGCGGGAGAUCGCGACGGCGUGCUCGCCGAGGCCGAGAGGGUCGCCGGCGCAUGGAACGGCGACGACGGUGAAGCACACGCCGGCAUGAGGAGGCUGCUCUGCCGGGAUUCGUGGGAGGCCGUGAGUGGUGCCCAGUAAGGGUUUGAAAUUUCGUUUCGAAAUUUCCAAAAUUUCCGAAAUAUCAGCAAUAAGCAGCUCGUCUUUCCAGAUCGUUGAUGCAUCGGCGAUACUGCCGUUUUCUCAUCUACCGUUUCGUCCUGGAUGUAUCGAUCCUUGCUUUUUUUUUUCUUGUUAUAUGCUACUUUUUGAAACUGAAAAAUUGCCCGUGUGUUGCAACGGGAAUAAAAGACGAGACAAUUGAGGAAAAAUUGAGAAAUAUUUAUAUUAUAUAAUUGUUAACGACCAAAUUUGGUAAUAUCUAGUAUCGAAAAUGAAAAUUAGAUCGAAGCGGAAUCAAAGACGAAGAUCGAUUCGGGAACAGAAUAAGAAUCGGCUGGAGUCCAAAUCGGCUACGAUCGGGAUCGGCUAAGUCCGGGUCAGAUUGGAUAAGCCGAUACAGCCGAUUCCAACAAUACGACUCGGUAUACAUCAUCGGGUUGAGUUGAUGUGCUUCUUGAUGAUUGCCACACAUGGAUAGAGUCCUGAGAAGGCAAUUGUAUCUAUUAAUUAGGAUAUUUUAUGUAAUUUUCUUAGAGAUAUAUUUAGGCAAAAGU